Stomoxys calcitrans (stable fly) is the source of this 2797-nucleotide messenger RNA. Its product is annotated as peroxisomal acyl-coenzyme A oxidase 3. Gene Ontology annotation, molecular function: FAD binding; fatty acid binding; pristanoyl-CoA oxidase activity. Gene Ontology annotation, cellular component: peroxisome. Gene Ontology annotation, biological process: lipid homeostasis; fatty acid beta-oxidation using acyl-CoA oxidase. The record is from RefSeq and is a predicted model, not a curated record. The transcript has 6 exons. Lineage: Eukaryota; Metazoa; Arthropoda; Insecta; Diptera; Muscidae. The coding region runs from base 255 to 2333 and encodes 692 amino acids.
UGUUUUUAUAUCGAAGCACUUCAGUAGUAACAGAUACAUCCGAAAGAAUCAUUCUCCGUUCGUUGUGCUAGCAAGAAGGCCUUAAGAUAAAAGAAAACCAAAAAUAUAAAAGAAAAACACGAGCUGCUCCAGCGUAAAUCGAUAAUUGAAGUGAAAAAAUUUAGGAAAAAAACAGCGCGCUUUCAAACCAACGAAGUAAUUUAAAACAAAGUUAUUCUCAUCGAAGAUACGUUUGACAUCAGAAAUACCACAACAUGAGCCAAAGUGUGGACACAUCUUUUAUACCAGACCUGCCGAAGGGACCUUUGUGUGUCUAUCGCAAACGGGUGAAUUUCGACUGGAAACGCUUGCGGCUUAUCUUCGAAAGGGAGGAGGUUAUACGCAUCAAGUACAAAGUUUGGAAAAUACUGGAGAAUGAUCCGUUGUUUUCGCAGCCUAUCUCUACUCUGCCCAGCGAUCAGCAGAAACGCAUAUGUGCCAUGCAAAUGAAUCGUAUGCGCCAACUAGAUUUAGUCCCAAAAGAAGUGGAAGAGCGCUCGUUUGGCGAAAAAACAAAAUAUCUAAUGGGUAUUAAUGAAGCCUUGCAUAUUUACUGCCCAAGCUUAUCGGUGAAAAUUGCUCUGGGGGUCGGCCUUUUUAAUAAUGCCAUACGUGCCAUGGGCACAGAAAGGCAUAUGAAAUACUAUGAGGCUGCUUGGAAUCGUGAGAUAGUUACCUGCUUGGCUAUUACUGAAUUGUCGCAUGGCAGUAACACAAAAUGUAUUCGCACCACCGCCACCUAUGAUCCCAGCUCGCAGGAGUUCAUCAUUAAUACACCUGAUUUCGAAGCGGCCAAGUGUUGGAUUGGAAAUUUGGGGAAAACUGCUACCGUUGCUAUGACAUUUGCCAACCUUUACACGCCGGAUGGGGUCAACCAGGGUCUGCACGGUUUCCUCAUACCCAUAAGAGACCCAAAAACCCUGCAAGCGUAUCCCGGUGUAUUGGUGGGUGAUAUAGGCGAAAAGGUUGGAUUGAAUGGCAUCGAUAAUGGGUUUGUUAUAUUUACGAAUUAUCGUAUACCACGCGAGAAUUUGCUCAACCGCACUGGCGAUGUGACGCCAGAGGGCAAUUACGAGAGUGUAUUCUCGGAGCCCGGCAAAGUGCUGGGUUCUGCGUUGGAAUCUUUUUCGGCUGGCCGCAUAGGUAUCAUGCAGGAAUCCGUCAAUACUUUGUCCAGUGCUUCUGUCAUAGCGGUGCGUUAUGCUGCGCUGAGGAAGCAGUUUGGCCCCGAGAAAUCUGGCCCCGAAGUGGCUAUUAUAGAAUAUCAACUUCACCAAUGGAGAAUAUUCCCUUAUUUAGCAGCCUCCUGUGUUUUGAAAAUAGCCGUUAACGAGUUAACCAACAAGUAUUUGGAAAUCAUAGAAAAAUCUCAAGAAGACUCGAAUGGGUUCGAAUUAUUGACUCAAGCCGUUUCGGAAAUUCAUGCAGUUAUUUCAUCUUCAAAACCAAUGAUUACUUGGACAGCUCGUGAUGCUAUACAAGAGGCUAGAGAAGCGUGUGGGGGACAUGGAUACCUGAAGGCAUCUAAACUUGGAGAUUUACGUAAUGACCAUGACCCCUCUCUAACCUACGAAGGAGACAACAAUGUCCUCGGACAACAAGCGUCGAAUUGGUUACUGAGACAAUGGAAUGACAACAUCGAAAGUCCAGUGGGUACAGCAAAUUUCCUAAGAAAUCGUGAACAGAUUUUGAAACAAAAUUGGGAGGAUGUAAUCAAAGUGUCUUCAGUGGAAACAUUUGAAUUUGUAUUGAAAUGCUAUGAAUGGAUGUUAUGUCAUCUACUGGAAGUCACUUCAUCUCGGAUCGAUAAUGAUAUGAACAGCGGCAGUCAUCGAUUUACGGCCCGUAACAAUUCACAAGUUUAUGGUGCUCGCGAAAUGUCGAUGAUAUAUGCGGAAUAUUUCUCUUUGUCUCGCUAUGUUGAGAGAUCCCAACAACCCGAUGUCCAUGGAGAAUAUGCGAAAAUAUUAAAGCUUUUAUUUGAUGUCUACGCCAUGUGGUGUUUAGACAAACACUUGACUACCUUCUAUGUGGGAGGUUUCGCCCAUGGUUCCAAAUUUGCCGAUGUAAUAAGAACACGUCUUCUAGAAAAAUGUGCCGAACUAAAGGAUUCCGCUGUAUCGGUGGCCGAUGCCUUAGCACCUCCUGAUUUCGCUUUGAAUUCUGUCAUUGCAAAAUCUGACGGUUUGUUGUAUCAGAAUCUGAAGAACCAGUUCAUGACAACUCCGGGUGCCUUUGAGAGACCACCUUGUUGGCGUGAUAUUAUCAUUCCCCAAGUGAAUUCUAAACUUUGAAUGAAAUGCCUUCUGGACUAAAAGAAACAAGUCAUUAUAGUGUCCUUUGUUUUCAAAAUCAUUUGAAUUUUUUAAUUGUAAUUAAUUAGAACACAAGCAAUCUCCAACAACAAUACUUACAUAGACAUACUCCUAUUUAUAUAUGUACUUCAUAAGAUGAUCAUGAUAUUCACUCCACAUGUGCGUGUGUGUGUGUUUUACUACAUUUCAUAAUGGUCUUCGAACUACUAUGAUUUACAUGUUCUUUAAUUUUUACCUCCUGGAUUGGUUGUUGACGUACCCACAUCAAUGUUUGAGGUACAGAUAAGAGUUUACCGAUUCAGUUAUGUAAAUGCGAAAUGCAAUUGUUUAAUUGUUAUUAUUGCCAUUUUUGUGCAUUUUCUAAGAACCAAUUGAUGUGUAUUAAACUAUUUACAAUUUUUUGUUAAACUGAGUGUAUACAUUUAAUAUUCAAAAACACCAAA